Molecule: messenger RNA, 1068 nt
Organism: Mesorhabditis belari
Lineage: Eukaryota; Metazoa; Nematoda; Chromadorea; Rhabditida; Rhabditidae
Source: the annotation of a GenBank genome assembly
AUGCAAAUCCGGAAAUCGGACACCACUGCCUCCCUUUUCCCGAAUAUGGUCGUCUCGGGUCCAUAUUGGAGUCUCUAUCCACUCCUAGCCGUCAUUGCAAUUUGCUCAUUUUUGGUCGGAAUGGUGCACCUCUUUUUAUGUCUUCCAUUUUUCUUUUUCCUCCUGCCGAUUCUCGCCGGGACAAUGGGUUGUGUGGCCGCCUUUCAUGCCGUCUUUCUUCGUUACCCGAAUCGAUGCGAUUUCUCUCUUCAACUCACGUGUUCUCUCGUGUCUUUCGCCUUUUUCUCGACGUCAAUCGUCGAAACGUAUUGUCUGAGUGAUUUAACAAAAGUAGAAGAGACUUCACAAAGCGUUUGCCAUGGGAUGAAAUAUCGAACUGCGUAUGUGGUCACGAGUUGUCGACUGUUUCUCGAUGGUGUGCAAACGUAUCUCUUAGAAUAUAUUGGUUGGAACGAGGAGCGAGAAAGGUUGAAAUUCGGUGUCUCGAUCGCUCUCACGCUUCUCUCCGCCGUGCAACUCUUCUGCUGCACGGCGUUGAUGGUUUACAGUGCUCGAGAAACGAAACUCCGUCUUUACUCCUAUCAUUAUCAAUGUGUCGUCGGAGCGGUGACUUUCUUUGUCGGUUUCAUUCACUGGCACUAUUGCUGCACGUUUUUCUUUCUUUUUCUACCGAUAUUCAGCGGGUUAUUUGGUAUUUUACAAGGCGCAAUCACAUGGAAACACCGAUGUCACGGGCCGAUCUCGAGAACGAUAAAUCUCGUCGGCUCGGCGCUGGCCGUUCUCCUGUUUGCCACGAUCAUUUUCGGGAUUUUCUGUUGGACAACCAGAUUAAUCGCCUCUUCCCCACCACUCACCUAUCAUUGUCACUGGUUGCCGAAUCGGGAACACCACUGCUAUCGGUGGAUUCAUUUCUCGAUUCCCUACAUCGAAUGGCAACCUCAUGAAACCGAAAGAGAGAUUCUUGUUUUACAGAUGAUCUCCUAUGGUUCUCUAGUGAUUUUGUCAGCUCUUCAUUUCGGCUUUUCGUUGAAGAGCACUUUUGCUAUGCGAAGUCGAUACUUGUAUUAU